UUAGUUUUUCGCAGGACCGCUCUCAGUGAGCAAACAACAUUAGAUGUUAAAUUAAACUUUCGUGGAUAUGACAUUUCGAUUUUAACAAAAACAUUGACACAUAUUUUACUAAGCUGCAUUUUAUCACAUCUCAGUAAAAAAUGACUUUUAAUAAUAUUUCCAUUUUGCUCGGGAUAUUAGUAUGUGUGCACGGGCAAGGCACGGGUGUUAACGAACGAGUGACGGUUCAAAACCUGGAUCCCCGGGGGCAUGGCGCGGCCGUUCCAGGAAUCAAUGAGGUGUUAGACACCAUGAUGUCUGCGGGAACUGGAAGUGCAUCUCAAGGUCAAGCUACUGGAGGUUUCGUAACAGAUGGAAUUUCAACAGCAGGAGGCGGUUUCGUUACUGAUAUGGAUAUCGGUAGAGUCGUUGAAACACCAUACCCACCCGUCGGAAGUGAAGGACUAGCUGUAGGCGGUAUCUCAAUGGAAGGGGGAGCUUCCAGUUCAACAGGAGGCUCAGGCGCCAGCCGUAGUAGAGACCGAACGGGAAGUAUCAGCACAGAAACGAGAUUCGAACCUGUGAGUGGAACAAGUGGGCAACUUCCAAGAGAAACACGCAGAGAUCCAGCUCGGGGAUCAACAAGCGAUCCGACGCGAGGAGGUUUUGGUAGUUCUGUGCGCGAUUCUACUCGUGGUUCCAUGAAUGAGCCCAAGCGUGAUCCAAUUAGAGGAUCAUUUGGUGAUCCCAUGCGCGAUCAUAGUAGGGGAUCCUUUGGUGAUCCUAUGCGCGAUCCGUUUAGGGGUUCUAUGGGUGAUCCUAUGCGCGAUCCUUUGAGGGGAUCUAUGGGUGAUCCGAUGCGCGAUUCAAUGCGAGGACCAUUUGGCGUAUCAAGCCGGGAGCCAAUUAGGGAUCCAAUGCUGGAUGGAAUGCGAGGACCACCGUUCGAUCAAGUCGACAGGAGAGUCGAGCCGCGCGACCGAAUAUUCAGCGAUCCCCGCGAUGUGCGAGGUGGGGCCGGUAUGUUGGAUGAUCCCUUUGUCGGACAGAGGGAUCCCGUAUUUGAUCCUCGCCUUGAUUCCAGAGAUACGCGUCCUGCUUCCAGAGAUGCUCUUCUUGAUUCCAGAGACCCGCGCCUUGAUUCCAGGGACCUGCGCCUAGAUUCCAGGGACCCGCGCAUUGAUCCCAGAAAUACGCGCCUCGAUUCUAGAGAUGCUCGUGUUGAUCCAAGGGACCCGCGAUCAAUGGAUCCUCGUGGUCCGACCGGUAUGUUCGAUCCAAGGGGUGGUUCGACCGGUAUAUUCGAUCCAAGGGGUGGUUCGACCGGUAUGUUUGAUCCAAGGGGUGGUUCGACCGGUAUGUUCGAUCCAAGAGGCUUCUCUGGAGAUGUAAGAGGCGACAUGCUGCGGGCACCUGCAUUUGGCGGCUCGAGGCCGAUCAUAUUUGACGAGUUUGGAAGACCGAUCUACUCGGAUCCUAUGGGAAGCGAUCCGUUCCGUUUCCGAGGAAACAUGAGUUCCGGUUUCGAUCCGCGUUUCACACCAUCAGGAUUCCCAAUGACCGAGGGUGGCCCUGGCCCGUUCGGCAUGUUCGAACCCAGAAUUCCCUUUGGGCGAAGACCAUUCCCAUAUCCGCCUUACCCGGGCGGCUUUGGUAGCCCCGGGUUCUUUGGCGCACCAGGCGGCUUCUUCCCGUACCCGACCGGACCGUUUGGGGGCAUGGGACCGGGUUUCUUACCCAGCGGUGGAGGUAUGGGACCCUCGUCGCUAGGUGGUGAUGGCCUCCGGUUCAGAGGCGAUUCGUUUGGCGGAUUUUCUUCCGGCGUAGGUUUACCACCUCGAGGUUUUCCACCCAUUUCUGGCGGAAGUUUCCCACCUAUUUCCGGCGGAUUUCCCGAUCCCUCUGGAUCCCCCGGCGGAUUUAUGGAUCUGAGCGGAAGUUCCGGUGGACGCAUAAUGGAUUCAGGAAGCAUGGGCGGAAGUUCUGGUGGCCGCUUUAUGGAUUCAGGAAGCCUUGGAGGAAGUUCCAGUGGACGCUUUAUGGAUUCAGGAAGCCUGGGCGGAAGUUCCGGUGGACGUUUUAUAGACUCAGGAAGCAUCGGCGGAAGUUCCGGUGGAGGCUUUAUGGAUUCAGGAAGCGUUCCGUUACGUGGAGAUUUCGGCGGUGCCACUCCCUUGGGAACGGAUUCCGGAUUCUCCAGCUCCGGUUCCAGCUUUAGCAGAAUGGACCCCGGCCCGAGAGGCGUUUUCUAAGUUGUAGAAGGGUCCUACGAGGGGGCGUAGCGACGCCAAACUCGAGCUCUGAACAAAUCCAUGUAUUUUUAUUUAAAUACCCUAGUAUUUUUAUUUUCCUGUUUGUCGUGUUUUAAAAAUUAUGCGAUUCUGUACGGUUAUCUUUCACAUAAAAUAUUUUGGUCCUCUACUUACUGGUAUAAUUUUUUCCAUAAUUUAGAAUAAAAAAAAAUAACGAGGAUAAAAUACGUGAAAUUUUUCGCGGUAAAAAAUAUAUUAAAUAUGGCAAACUAUGCGUUUAAGUGUACGCGUGAUUUUCAACCGUUGUUUAUAAAAAAGAUGUUUAAAUGUUUUUGUCUAGUUUUUAUGUCCCUGCUUUGUAACUAGCAAGUGCUUUUUGUUAAUCGUCUGUAAUGUAUUAUUUCUAUGUUUCACUUUGACGUAAAAAAGUAAUUUUAAUUGCAGCCAGACACAAAUCGUUUUUAAUCGAUCACGUCAUGUACAAUAAAUCGAGCACAAACUGUAUACUAUUGAAUUGAUAUAAAUGUAGCCUCCGCGCAGAGAUUUGACUGGAACCAGCAUUGCUGGAUCAAAUCCCUGCCUUCAUAACCAACCACGUGAGGAUAGGCGAGACAGGUGGUACACAAAUGUUGCCGUUGUAAUUUUUACUUUUUUUAAGGUAUUUUUUAUUAUGAGCCUAAACUUAUACACUAUUUCAAAAUAUAAAAGAAAAUUA
Molecule: messenger RNA, 2946 nt
Organism: Dreissena polymorpha
Lineage: Eukaryota; Metazoa; Mollusca; Bivalvia; Myida; Dreissenidae
Product: collagen alpha-1(II) chain-like
Exons: 3
Coding region: 141-2231 (696 amino acids)
Source: RefSeq, a predicted model, not a curated record